GGGGCUGUUCUGUCGGCCAAGGCUCAGCUGGAUCAGCAGCUACAGGAGGCCAAGCACCAUUCCCGGCACGUCAUCACCGCCCUACACAAGGCCCAGGACAAGAUUGACCUCCUGGAGAGGGACAACCAGGUGUUUCCGUCAGAGACUGGUCCAGCAGACUUCAGUCAGUAAACCCGGGUCUCCACCUCAGAUAAGGGUGGACACUCCCAGUGCUGAUGGUGACCACACCAGGGAAGAGUAGCAACUCUCUCACAAUCUCUCGUGAUUCAAUCUGGACUCAGAACACUGCGUGCCAUUUUAAUGUAUAUCGCAAUUAGGGUGUGUGAAAGUAAAACAAUGAAAGUGUCCACAACAGUAUCAAAACUUAACAAGAACUAUAUACAAAGAUGGAGGAAAUGGGGAAGGUAUAUAUACAAGUCCUUUGACGAAUUUUGUAUGCUAGAGAAGUGUGCGUACUAUUACACGUGAAUGUUGGGGAGGGAAAGGGGAGAGUGAUUUUGUAUGCUAGCGGUGUGCGUAUCGAUAUUACAGCUAAAAGGGGCAGAGGAAGGGAAGGGGUACAUUAACCUACAGAGUGACCUAAAGGGAUGCCAGAGGCGGUAUGCUACUGAAUGAUCUUCUUGAAAACGUUGCCGAGAAAACCAAGUCCGUAUGAGUCGUCAGUCUUCCCAGUCUCGGGGUCCAGGAAGAGUGGUGGUAGGUUGAGGUGCUGGCAAAUAGACACCAGUGUUGACAGAGUUGCUGUCAGGAGACUCUCUGGUGCGGCUGAUGGCGGCACCUCCUGCAACAGAUUCAGACACAAAAGAUCAUAAAGUGUACUGCAUACGAUUUGCACCAACCAACAGG
Molecule: messenger RNA, 846 nt
Organism: Geodia barretti
Lineage: Eukaryota; Metazoa; Porifera; Demospongiae; Tetractinellida; Geodiidae
Source: the annotation of a GenBank genome assembly